Messenger RNA from Stegastes partitus (bicolor damselfish), 2082 nucleotides. RefSeq names its product Y-box-binding protein 2-B. The record is from RefSeq and is a predicted model, not a curated record. The transcript has 9 exons. Gene Ontology annotation, molecular function: nucleic acid binding. Bases 57 to 1043 code for a protein of 328 amino acids. NCBI's taxonomy places the organism in Eukaryota, Metazoa, Chordata, Actinopteri, Pomacentridae.
GGAACAGCAGGAGGGAGGGGACUGAGAAGUGAAACUGUAGUAAUCCGAUCGCGAGCAUGACCGACGCCGAGGCGCAGAGCGCUCCACCUCCGGCACCGGUGGAAGAACAACCGCUGCCCGAGAGGAAAGUCAUAGCCACCGCAGUCCAAGGCACAGUGAAGUGGUUCAACGUGCGGAACGGAUAUGGCUUCAUUAACAGGAAUGACACCAAAGAAGAUGUAUUUGUUCAUCAAACUGCUAUCAAGAAGAACAAUCCUAGGAAAUUUCUUCGCAGUGUAGGAGAUGGGGAGGUUGUAGAGUUUGAUGUGAUCGAAGCAACAAAGGGCUCAGAGGCAGCAAACGUGACCGGCCCGGGCGGUGUUCCGGUAAGAGGCAGUCGCUACGCACCCAACAAACGUCGCUUCCGUCGACGGUUCUACCCCCGUAGCCCUCGGCCCGAUGACCGGAGCAAAACGGGUGAUGGUCAAAUCCCUGCCUCUGAAGCAGAUGGAUCGGUGGAGAAUGGUGAAGGGAGGCCACAACAGCGCCGACGUAGGCCUCGCAGGCCACGACAGGACGGACAAGAUGAUGAUGCUGAAGAGCAGAAGGAUGGGAAUGAAGAGGGUGACCAGCGGCCGCCACGGCGCAGAUUCUGGCGUCCAUACCGCAGACCAUUCCGCCCUCGCCCACCGACUGAUCAGUCUGCAGAUGGCCAGCAGGCUGCUGCUCCAGGGGAGAGCCAUGAGCAGGGAGAGGGGAAGCAGGUGGAGGCCUCUGAGGGCCCCCAGACCAACGGAGAAGUCGGCCUUGGAGACGGCCAGAAACAACGCCAGACUAGAAGACGCAAGCAAAGAAACUCAGAAUCAUCCACCACAAAGAAUGACACAGAGAAGUCUGCCUCAGAGCCUGGUACACCACCUCAGACCUCAAAACCAUCUGAUAUGAAAGCCGCAUCAAGAUCACCGAAACCGUCCCAAAAAAGUUCUCCUAAAACAUCAAAAUCACCUGAGUUUCCUUCCCCUCAGCAAGCAGCAGACACAACAGUCCCAGCAACAACGGAGUGACAUCGGUGAGAGGACUGUCACAUGACCCUUGGCAAGAGGUGGGACCCCACACUAGAGUGGUGAAGCCCUGGGUUAGGCAAGGUGGGAGACAGGAGGGUGUUAGGCUGCACAGCUAGAGCCACAUUUGCCAUCUUUCGCAGAAGGUGACUGACAUGAAGUGGCUGUUUUAGAUAACUGAUUGGAAUGAUGGAUUUAGUAGGGAUGGGAAAGAUUAAUGUGGCGUCUUUAAGGACUCUUAUGUUGGAGACAAAAUGUUCUCUGUAUUCAACAAAAGUUGAACCUCUGGAACCUGAAUUUCAGACCAGUAUAUAGGAAUAGAUUUCUUUACUAGUUUCAAUCCCUGUGGCUCCUUUGCAUUUUUAUUUCUCUUUGUUUUGUUUCUCAUAGGUCCUCGGGUUGGAGGACUGGACCUAUUUCAGAACACAUGCACUGCUCUCCCCUCCCUGCACUCCCCCAUCCUCCAACCCACCUCGUCUCUCCGUCAGGCCCCACUCUCCCCCCCCUCAUUUUGUCUCGUGUUGUCCUGUCUAGACACGGACAUUCAGAGAGGGACGGGGUGGGAAAGUACGGCGGUACAGGUGGUGCGGUGGGUGCACAUUUAGAAAUUGAAAGUACAUCUUUUAAAAAAAAAAAAAAAGGGAAAAAAUGGACGAUAUGCUUGGUAGCCCAGUUAUUCCAACCACCCUUUAAAAAAAACAAAUUUUCUUUACUUGACCAGAUGGGGCUCAUCAAGUCGUUGAGAAAGGAACCAGCCUUGUUUUUCAUUUAGUGUUUUAAUUUGGUUGAAGAGGGGAACCCCAAGCAGGUGUGCAGCUGGUGGUGCAUUCUGGGAGUCAGUUUAGUUCUGUCACCACCUCAAAUCAAUUCUUGAAACAUGCUACUCCCUUCAUCUCCUCAGUUAAGAUGGAUUGAUGAAAAGAAACUUUAUUUCCUUUUUUUUUUUUUGUCUUACUUAUUUGUGUGGGCUUUUCUUUGGAGGGGAUUAUGUGCAAUGUCAGUACUUAAAAUGCUAAUUAAUAAAUCAUGUUUGCAAAUCUCA